UAUUUUAUAAAAAUGUUGUCCAAAACAUUUUACAAAUCCACCCAAUUGUGGAGGUUCGGAGUCAGAUGAAUGAACACCAAACCUGAUGAUUUCACUGCUCGUCGCUCUCCUCGAGAGUUUGCUAAGGAAAGCAUGGAAAGAAGCUACUUUGAUUCCUUAAGAGAACACAGACAAGGCCUCAAGAGUUAUUCUGUAGAGGAACUUGAACAUUUGAAGGAGAAAGAAGUAGUUGAUGUCCAGUAUCAUACAGAAAAGCCAAAGAAAUUCCUCUCUCAAGAACAAAAGAAUAUGAUACAUAAGGAAGUAGACCUCAAGAUGCAGGAAUUAGAAGACACUGGCUUGACCAGGUUUGAAAUUCUUUAUAAUGAUGAAAGAGGGAUUCCUCUGGCUGAUGAUCCAGUGUUCCAAUAUCUUAAAAUCAACAUUAUUGCACGGGAAAUGUUGAUCAAAGAUGACGAGCCAUUUACUGUGGAGAAUAUUAUUGAUAAAGCUCUGAGACAGGACCUUGAGCCAGAUCCAUCCAUUAGCAAGAAAGGAUAUUUCAGGCACUCUAAACGUGAUGAUUUUGAUGAGAAGAGGCACUACAAACAAAUGCUCGGAAACAAGCAUCACCUCAUGAAUGAAGAGAGUUACAUUUAUGGAUAUGAUACUUAUGAAAAAGCUCUGAACCUUGGUCCAGGAAAGCAUGUAGAACAUGAGCCUGUUAAAGACUGGAGACUCAAAAGAAAGCUUGACCAAUUGGAAUGGGAAUCUGAAAAACCUCCUGCCUUUAUGAACAAGCCUCUUAGAAGAGAAGAUGCGAGGAAAAAGUUUAUGAGAAAGGCAAAUAGCAAAGAUUUCAAUUGGAAAGACACUGCUGUUAUCACCCAAUUUUUAACUGAUGCAGGAAAGAUUAAAAAUAGGUAUCAGACUCGUCUGAGCGAUCAAGUUCAAAACGCUCUUGCUAGAACAGUGAAAACUUCCAGACAUAUGGGUCUGAUCCCAUAUGUUGGAAUGAUAAAGCCUACUAACAAAAUCUCUUUGAGGUCAUUCCAAGAGGACCUUGAAGACUUUAACAAAAAGUCUAUUGACCCUAUCACAGGUAAAUUAUUCUACUCGAGCGCUCAAUCUGAUUUGAGUCAGAGGUAUGCCAAGCCAAAGGGAUUAGGAAGAGAGACUGCUAAAUAUAAGAACAAGGACUUGAAGAUUGACAACAUGCCUAUCGUCCUAAAUGAAAACCAGAUGCAGUGGCUCGAAGCACAGGGAUAUUCAGUUAAGAAAAAGGAAAAAGAAGGCAGAAAGAUCCAAGUUGGCGUUGCUAAGGACACUACCCAGUCUGAAAAGGAUGAGCCUGAUUACGUCGGUGGCGAAGUCGUGUAUGAUGGCAUCAGAGAAACACUUGAUAAGAGUCUUACCCUCGAUGACCUCCCAGACUUCUUCAUUAAUGAAAAAGCUCAUUUGAAUGUUGCUAAAAACAAGAGGUAAAAUAAAUGAAAUAA
Molecule: messenger RNA, 1478 nt
Organism: Moneuplotes crassus
Lineage: Eukaryota; Ciliophora; Spirotrichea; Euplotida; Euplotidae
Source: the annotation of a GenBank genome assembly